CUUCUUCUUCUCUUUUCCCACGCGCUCACACAGAGACACAUACACUGCAAAUCCACAGUAACUCAAAAAGAGAGAGACAUAUAGAGAGAGAAUUCAAAAAGCUCUCAUUUUUACCUUUCUGUUGAUCGCUUUUGUUUUUCUGUAAAAAGCCAUCUUUUGUGUUGAUCCUUUUUUUUUUUUACCUCAUAAACAAUUUCUCUGCCAAAAUUUUCCUGCAUUUUUUCCGUGACCCCUUUUCUUCUUCUUAAAUUUAAUAUCUUGGCUGGUCCAAAAAGUUCUUUAUGCAAAGGUUUCUUCUUAAAAAGAUAACAAAGAGGAAAACCAAAAUCAAAAAAAAAAAAAUAACAACAACAAAUAAGGCUUUUCUUUGUUGUUGUUUCCGUUGAGAAAGUUUUAAUUUUUUUGAGAUGAGAGCAGAUUUGAUUACAAUACAGCAAACGCUGACGCCGGAAGCAGCGACUGUUCUUAACCAGUCGAUUGCGGAGGCGACACGUCGCAACCAUGGCCACACGACGCCGCUCCACGUGGCGUCCACUCUCUUAUCUUCUUCCUCUGGUUUUCUCCGACAAGCUUGCAUCAAAUCCCACCCAAACUCCUCUCACCCACUCCAGUGUCGAGCUCUCGAGCUCUGUUUCAGCGUCGCCCUCGAACGCCUCCCUACUACGACCACCACUUCCGACGCGUCUUCUCCAUCGCAAACGCAUGAGCCGCUACUUUCAAACGCUCUAACCGCGGCUUUGAAACGCGCUCAGGCUCAUCAACGACGUGGUUGUCCCGAGCAGCAGCAGCAACCGCUUUUAGCCGUUAAAGUCGAGCUCGAGCAGCUUAUCAUAUCGAUUCUCGAUGACCCGAGUGUGAGUCGGGUCAUGCGCGAAGCUAGCUUCUCUAGCCCCGCCGUGAAAUCCGCGAUCGAACAGUCGCUUUUUGGUAAUUCCGCUAACCCGAGACAAACCGGCUCACCCGGACUCGUUAACCCAUCUGCAAUUGGGUUUGGUUAUCGACCCGUACCGGCUCCGAUUACCCGGAAUCCGUAUCUUAAUCCCCGGUUACAGCAACAAGGCGGCUCGGGGCCGCAUAGUGGGAUGAUGCAGAGGAAUGACGAAGCGAAACGGGUCAUCGAGAUAAUGAUCCGGACCCGGAAGAGAAACCCGGUUCUCGUCGGCGAUUCAGAGCCUCAAAUUCUGGUCAAAGAGAUUCUCGGGAAGAUCGAGAGCGGCGAAUUCUCCGACGGGCCUCUUCGCAAUUUCCAGGUGAUCCGUUUAGAGAAGGAAUUAGCUUCUUCGACGAGGUUCGGUGAAAUCUCCGGGUUGAUUGAGACCCGGAUCGGGAGUUCUGAUUUGACCGGCGGAGUUGUUCUCGAUCUCGGCGAUUUGAAAUGGUUAGCGGAACAUCCGGCGGCGAACGGCGGAGGUGGAGGAGCUGUGGCGGAGAUGCGAAAGCUUUUAGAGAGAUAUAAAGGAAGGUUAUGCUUAAUUGGUACUGCCACUUGUGAGACUUAUCUACGAUGUCAAAUUUAUUACCCUUCAAUGGAGAACGAUUGUGAUCUUCAAGCGAUUCCGAUCGCCGCCAAAUCGCCUCUUCCGGCGAUUUUCCCAAGGCUCGGGAACAACAUGAGCAACAAGAACGCUACGUUAUUAAGCAGCAGCAUCAUUUCAGUUGAAUCGCUAUCUCCGAAGAGGAACGUUCAGAUGAGCUGUUGCUCUCGGUGUCUGCAGAGUUACGAAAACGACGUCGCUAAAUUGGAAAUAACCUCAACCGGAACUAACCGGCCGGUCUUGCCGCCGUGGCUACUGAACGCUAAAGCCAACGACGACGGUGACAAGAAACUGACAAAAGAUCAACAGAUUGUGGAGUUGCAGAAGAAAUGGAACGACUUGUGUUCGCGUUUACAUCCGAAUCCGGCUGUGUCUGAAAGAAUAGCUCCUUCUUCGUUGUCUAUGAUGAAACCAAGUUCAAGAUCGGAGAUAACACCACCAGGAAGUCCGGUCGGUACAGAUUUGGUUCUUGGACGGCCAAACAGAGUAUUAUCCUCACCGGAGAAGAAGAACCACCAAGAAGCGCGUUUCGGAAAGCCAGGAGAUUCGUUCGACAUCGAUUUAUUCAAGAAGCUACUAAAGGGCUUAGCGAAAAGCGUUUGGUGGCAGCACGACGCAGCGUCUUCCGUAGCAGCAGCGAUUACGGAAUGCAAACACGGGAACGGAAAAUCAAAGGGUGAUAUUUGGUUGAUGUUCACAGGUCCAGACAGAACCGGGAAGACCAAAAUGGCUUCUGCGUUGUCUGAUCUUGUCUCUGGAAGCCAACCAAUAACAAUCAGCCUCGGUUCUGGUUCGAGGACGGAUGAUGGUUUAAACCUCCGUGGUAAAACGGCGUUGGAUAGAUUCGCGGAAGCGGUUAGGAGAAACCCGUUUGCGGUUAUUGUAUUGGAAGACAUCGAUGAAGCGGAUUUGUUGCUACGUAACAACGUGAAGCUAGCGAUGGAAAAAGGGAGAAUCUGCGAUUCGUAUGGACGCGAGGUUAGUCUAGGGAACGUUAUUAUAAUCCUCACCACGAAUUCUUCUCAAAACGUUGUUACUAUCGAUGAAACGAGACUAGAGAGUCUUGUGAGCAAAGGAUGGCAGUUAAGGCUCUCUGUUUGCAACAGCAGCAGAACACGGAAACGAAAACCGAACUGGCUUUAUAACGAAAGUGAGGAUCAGACAAAGCAGAGGAAAGAGAUCUGUUUCGACUUGAACGAGGCAGCAGAAUUUGAUUCAUCGAGCGAUGUAACGGUCGAGCACGAUCAAGAAGAUAAUAGUGAUCUCGUCCACAAGCUAGUGGCUUUGGCAGACGACGCUAUAGUCUUUAGACCGGUUGAUUUUGGUUCGAUCAAGAACAAGACCGAGGAAUCUUUAAAGAAACGUUUCUUGAUCGGUCUUGGUGAUGGAUUAACGGUGGAGAUUGAAGACGAUGCUCUGGAGAGAAUCGCGGGUGCGAUUUGGCUCAGCAAGAUUAGCUUAGAAGAAUGGAUUGAGGAAGCAAUGGGUUCGAGCUUGAAUAACGUUAGAGCUCGAGUGUCUUCUUCUGAAGAUUCUGUGAUUAGGAUUGAGCUUGAAGAUGAUAUGAGUGAUCGAAUCUCCGGAGGGUAUCUUCCGAGUAGUAUCAGAACGGUGAUUGUUUGAUAAUUUUGUCUUUCUGGUAGUUUCGUAAUUAUGAGAAUUGGUGAGGGUAAAGAGGUAAAUAUUGUAAUGUCUCCGAACCGUCUUUGGCGGGGUGGAAGGAAAGUUCGGUAAAAACAUUAACCAGUAAAAAAAAGUGUUAUAAAAAA
Molecule: messenger RNA, 3304 nt
Organism: Eutrema salsugineum
Lineage: Eukaryota; Viridiplantae; Streptophyta; Magnoliopsida; Brassicales; Brassicaceae
Product: protein SMAX1-LIKE 2
Exons: 3
Coding region: 408-3158 (916 amino acids)
Molecular function (GO): ATP binding; ATP hydrolysis activity
Source: RefSeq, a predicted model, not a curated record